Messenger RNA from Pelodiscus sinensis (Chinese soft-shelled turtle), 4047 nucleotides. It is a transcript of the gene HAS2, whose product is annotated as hyaluronan synthase 2. Gene Ontology annotation, biological process: polysaccharide biosynthetic process; extracellular matrix assembly; hyaluronan biosynthetic process. Gene Ontology annotation, cellular component: plasma membrane. The record is from RefSeq and is a predicted model, not a curated record. Gene Ontology annotation, molecular function: hyaluronan synthase activity. NCBI's taxonomy places the organism in Eukaryota, Metazoa, Chordata, Testudines, Trionychidae.
AGUCUCACUUGUGAGAAGACCCCAUAACGUGCAGGAGGCAGCGAAGCAACAGCGGGGAAAGGGGGGGAAAAGGCGAGACGUCUGGAAAAUAUUAGCCGCGGCAGCGCUCCGCUGACCCGGCGCUCGAGCUGCGAGGCAUCCCCCAAAGCGCCGCGCUAUUGAUGCUGCCCAUCUCGCCACGCUCCGCGCCUGCCCCGCGACGGCUCGGGGCUCCCGGCCACUCGCCUUGCCAAGCGCCUCCGAGCGCUGCUUCGUUCGACGCGACUUCUCCGAAGCCGGGAGGGCAGCGUUUGCGCGAGAAGCCGAAGCGGAGCCGGGGCAAGGGGGGCGGGGAGGCCGGCACGUGGGGGAGAGGGGGGCGAGCGAGCCAGUUCGAAUGAUUAUUGGCCUUUCUCCGGGACGCCAAGUCCUUGAUCGAUUACCUCAAUAUCGGGAGCUGUCCCGCGGGAGCUGCGCGCCACCAGACCACCCAGCGAGCCGAGCGCCCUUUAUGAGCAAAGGACAAACAAGAUGUAUUGUGAGAGAUUUAUAUGUAUCCUGAGAAUACUUGGAACCACGCUCUUUGGGGUCUCCCUCCUGCUCGGAAUCACAGCUGCUUACAUUGUUGGCUACCAGUUUAUCCAAACAGACAAUUACUAUUUCUCUUUUGGACUCUAUGGUGCUAUUUUGGCAUCACAUCUCAUCAUCCAAAGCCUAUUUGCCUUUUUAGAACACAGGAAAAUGAAAAGAUCACUUGAGACUCCAAUAAAGUUGAACAAAACAGUUGCCCUUUGUAUUGCUGCCUAUCAAGAGGAUCCUGACUACUUAAGAAAAUGUUUACUUUCAGUGAAAAGAUUGACCUACCCUGGAAUUAAAGUUAUCAUGGUCAUUGAUGGGAAUUCCGAAGAUGACCUAUACAUGAUGGACAUUUUUAGUGAAAUCAUGGGCAGGGACAAAUCUGUCAAUUACAUAUGGAGGAAUAACUUUCACGAGAAGGGUCCAGGUGAGACAGAGGAGUCACAUAAAGAGAGUAUCCAACAUGUAACUCAACUGGUCCUAUCCAACAAAAGUAUUUGCAUCAUGCAGAAAUGGGGUGGAAAAAGAGAAGUAAUGUACACAGCAUUCAAAGCACUGGGAAGAAGUGUGGAUUAUGUACAGGUUUGUGAUUCAGAUACAAUGCUUGAUCCAGCCUCGUCGGUGGAGAUGGUAAAGGUUUUAGAAGAAGAUCCAAUGGUUGGCGGAGUUGGGGGUGAUGUACAGAUUUUGAACAAGUAUGAUUCCUGGAUCUCCUUUCUCAGCAGCGUGAGAUACUGGAUGGCAUUUAAUAUAGAAAGAGCCUGCCAGUCCUACUUUGGCUGUGUACAGUGCAUCAGUGGACCUUUGGGAAUGUACAGGAACUCCUUACUGCAUGAAUUUGUGGAAGAUUGGUACAAUCAAGAAUUUAUGGGCUCCCAGUGUAGUUUUGGAGAUGACAGACAUCUUACUAACCGAGUACUGAGUCUGGGUUAUGCAACAAAGUAUACAGCUAGAUCCAAGUGCCUUACUGAAACACCUAUAGAAUACCUAAGGUGGUUGAAUCAGCAGACCCGUUGGAGUAAAUCAUACUUUAGAGAGUGGCUUUAUAAUGCAAUGUGGUUCCACAAGCAUCAUUUGUGGAUGACUUAUGAAGCUGUAAUCACUGGAUUCUUUCCUUUCUUCCUCAUUGCCACAGUCAUUCAGCUUUUCUACCGGGGGAAAAUCUGGAACAUCCUCCUUUUCUUGUUGACAGUUCAGUUAGUGGGCCUUGUAAAGUCUUCCUUUGCCAGCUGCCUUAGGGGGAACAUUGUCAUGGUGUUCAUGUCGCUCUACUCAGUAUUGUACAUGUCAAGUUUACUUCCAGCGAAGAUGUUUGCAAUAGCCACAAUAAACAAAGCAGGAUGGGGCACAUCAGGAAGAAAAACCAUUGUCGUCAAUUUCAUUGGACUUAUUCCAGUAUCUGUUUGGUUUACAAUCCUUCUAGGCGGUGUGAUUUUCACUAUAUACAAGGAAUCAAAAAAGCCAUUUUCAGAUUCAAAACAGACAGUUCUCAUCAUUGGUACAGUACUCUAUGGAUGCUACUGGGUUAUGCUUUUGACUUUGUAUGUGGUUCUUAUCACCAAAUGUGGCAGGCGGAAGAAAGAGCAACAGUACGAUAUGGUGCUUGAUGUAUGAUGUUUCUGCAGAAUGUUACACAGAAAAUUUUAAAGCAACCCAACAACUUGAUAGUAUUUGUUGCAUCGAAUUAUUGUCACCAUGAGAAAUGGAUCACUGCUGCUGAGACUUGAAACAUUCGUGUUUCUAUGGGCUCAUUUACCUCCUGCCAAAGGAAAAAAACCACCAUUUUUUCUGAGGGGGGAAGGGAAAGAUUCAACCUGUUCACAGGAAAAUGGGAGGAUUUCUUUGUGCACUUUUUUCUAUUGUGCAUAUGCCUGACAGUGUUACGUUCUAUAUACCUCACUAGUCAUGCUUAUGUGGGUGGACAGGAAGGAAAGGAGUUUAGUGAAUCAAACAAAGGAUCUUGCAACCUAAUUUAUGAACUUUUUUAUAGUUUUGUUUUAUAGGAAGGGUCUUUUUGUUAGGCUGCCAAAUGUAAUUCCAAAGAGGCCAUUGGCUGAGCUGUAUUUUUAUAUUGUCUUAUUUGUGUAUAUUUUUACACAACUUUUUUUUUAAAUUUUGCAUAUUUUAUAUAUUACUUAUCUGCCAAAAAACACCUCCAACACUUUGCUCUCUAUCCUUUUAAAUACACUUUGAAAGAAUUCACACUCCCUCCCCACAAAAAGCUGCCCACAAUGUGAAAACUUGUUAAUAUUGAUAUUGUUCACAAAAAUAAUAAAGUGUCUCUCUACAUUUUUUAAAAUUGCUGAAUGGUUAUUUCUGUGAAAAGUAUUUAAACUGUUCUCUUGAACUUUUGACUUAAAUUGUAUUUGAAAAGGCCAACAUUGUUGUCAGUUUUUUAAUACAAACAUAUUUGUAUGCACCAAAAGGCCAAAGGGUACAUAUGUGCAAUUUUAUGGGAAGACAUAAGUGGGCACCCUUAUUCUCUUAAGAGAACACUACUCUCUGCAUACUGCCUUCGGUAUAAAACUGUUCUUGAUACAAUUGAAAUUAAUGGUGAAACUCCCAUUGGUUUGGACUGCAGAAGGAUUUGACUUACAGGUUUGGAUCUUAGGAAUCACUGAGCACCCACAACUACCACGAACAUUUGUAGAUGCUCAGCGCUGCUUAGGAUCAGCCAGAGAAUGCACAUUUUCUAGGAUAAAAAGUAUAUGCAUUGAAUGCCAAAAUGGCCAAAAAUGUCAAAAUCUGGGUGCCUAAAAUAAGACUUGUACACUGACAUCCAUAUAUCUUUCUUUUAAAGGCCAGAAGAAACCACCAGAUCAUCUACUCUGACUUCCUGUAUAGCACAAUCCGUACAAUUUCAUUCAGUUAGUUACCCCUGUUCUGACCCCAAUGACAUGUGUCAGAUUAGUGCAUAUUUUCCAGAAAGAUCUCUGGUCUACAUUUCAAGAGAUGGAGAAUCUCUGACCUAAAUAUAAUUUUAGGACACUGGAUUUCAAAGCUUUGGAAAAGUAAUUUUUAGAACUAAAUUCUACCAUCCUGAACCAGGACUGUAGCCAAAUGAAUGCAGCAUUGAGCCUUAAUGUACUAUAUAAAGAAUGAUAGAACAUUGGCUGCAUACAAAUAUAUGUCCUUUUGGAUUCUGGCAUAAAAAGGACUGUGGUAAAGCAGAAACCAUCAUGUGAUAUUUUUGCAACCUCGUAGCAUUUUCACCUUUCUAUGCAGAUGUGAAUAUUUUCUGCUGUAGAAUGAAUGGCGCGCGCACACAGCCUUAUUUGUCUGAUGUUAAGGUACAUGGUUCCUUGAAUGUCAUACUAAUAUGUUCAUGAUUGAAGAGUUGAUCUUUGUUGGUUACAAAAUAGAACAAGCAGUAUUAAAAACAAGCAAAAGAAACAUUUUAAAAAAACUUGAGUUUGCCUUUUAACUAUUUAUGUUGUAAGUUAAAGCUUGAGUAACAUUCAAAUGUCAAAUAAAUCCUCUCAUUCUAUAAGA